CAAGGUCCCAAUGGUUCCUUCUCCUCAUCCAGCAUCACCCCUCCCAUUUAUGAUGUACAACAGUGAGGCUUUUACACAGCCACCCCCAGCUCAUAUGGGUAUACCACCUGUCCAUUUAAAUCCUAAGACAGGCAUUCCCCGAACGCCCAUGUACCCCAUACCGGGUCCAGGCCAGUACCCUCACCCUGUAUUUAGCACUGACUUCACCCAACAGUUUCAGUGGCAUACAACUGGUAUGUACCCUAUGACAUCCGCAGGGUUUCGAGGGACUUAUCCUACUAGCCUUCAAGUGACGACAGCAAGUAUACCAAGGUUUAGUCCUCCUUCUCUCCUUCAUCCGCAUCCUGGUAUACCAACUCAUCCAGGACUUCAUCACCCAGCCCUGUUGACUGCUGGACCAAAGCAUGGAGUUUCCUUGCCAUCUAUGGAGGGUAACAGGAAUCUUUCAAACUACAUGCCAGAACAAAAGUUUUUCCCAGGGAAGUGCAGUGAGUCUUCUAACAGUCGCACGACUCACAGUAACACAUCUCACCAGCGAGAAUUGGAGAAGAACUCAAAUCAUAUUAAGAAACCUCUUAAUGCUUUUAUGCUGUAUAUGAAGGAGAUGCGUGCCAAGGUUGUUGCAGAAUGUACACUGAAAGAAAGUGCAGCCAUUAACCAAAUAUUAGGAAGGAAGUGGCACAACUUGUCCCGGGAAGAACAAGCGAAGUAUUAUGAGAUGGCACGGAAGGAACGCCAACUACAUAUGCAGCUCUAUCCAGGAUGGUCAGCUCGAGACAACUAUGCAAUGAACAAGAAAAAAAAGAAAAGAAAAAAGGACAGAAGUGCCGAUGGAGCCAACAAUCCCAAGAAAUGUCGAGCAAGGUUUGGUCUGGACCAACAGAACCACUGGUGCAAACCUUGUAGGAGAAAGAAGAAAUGUAUCAGGUACUUGGAUGGAGCAGACUUUGAGGAAAGUGAAGAGAAUCUAGGAAGUGUCAGCAGCAUGGAAGCUCCCACCCCUGAUUCAAAAUGUGCAACUGAAAGUGACCAAGAUGGAAUUAACACCUCUUCUGGACUCAGUUCUUCAAUUUCUAGAGAUAUCGGUGUUAAAUCUGAGCUCAGCGAAAACGGCGUGAUGACAAGUGUGUCGAAUGGGGCACCGUUAUGUUCGACAAGUUGCCCACGGAGCAGUCAUCACCCCCUGAGUGUUCAGCACUUGACAGAGCCUUACUACAAGAAAACUCAUUUAUCCCAAGGGGACUUAGGUACUCCUAGUGUUCCCAUUCCCCCACUUCCAACUCCUCCCUCUACGGACUCCACAGCUCCAGUGACAUCCACUACCACACCUCCCAUGCUGGUCGUAAAGUGAUGUUGAUCUCUUGAGAAGUAAAAGUGUUAAAAAACAUUUUAAUAUUGUUUUGUAGAUGUCUGGUUUGAUCAAAGGUUUAUCACGCGAGUCUGCCAAUGAUAUAAAUACAGUCUUGUUCACGAUGAGAGUCAUCUGGAUACUUUAGUUCUGAACAGAAAGCUAAUCAAUACACCAUUUGUGGUUUCUGUCAAACAUGAGGUGUGUUUAUCCAUAAAAGUACAUUAUAUGUAAGAGUAUUAAAUGUGCGAUAUUUGUACCAUUAUCAGGUAACUUCAUUCCGUCAUUGGCAUUCAUCUUAAAUUAUGUUUUCUGUUCACAAUCUUUGUUUUAUUUUAUUUUUUCCUUUUUUUCUACAAUUACCUGGUAAAUGUCGCUUGUACAGACGUAGCUCAACGUGUUUAUUAUUCAUGAUAUUAAUUUUAUUAUAUUUUUUUAUAUAUCGACCCCUAAGAAAUCAACGAACCACUUCUUUAUCAGCUUAGAUCGUUGCGUGAACAUUUAGGGAGUUAGUAUAUUUCAGCGGUUCUCUAUAAUGGUUAGUUCGAUUGUUGUUUUAACAAACUUUGUGUUUACAGUGACUUCAAUUAGCUAGAAUGCAUCUUAACAGCUAGAACUUUUUAUAAAAUUGGCGGCUAAACUGACUCUGAAGUGACCACUAAAAUACUAGAUGAAACGGAUAACGUCUUUAUCAGACUUUUAUUGUUAAGUUUGAAAUUGUAAGCGAGUCUCAGUAAGAUGGCUUUUCUCUGUAGAGCUGCUUUUAAAGUUUAAUUAUUGUAGCAUUUAAAUUUCGAUGGGGAAUUUAAAGUAUCAAAAAAAAGUUUUGAAGAGAGUUUUUGUUACUGAUUUUUUUUUCAAUUUUGGGGGGUUACUUUAGUUUUAAAAACAAAACAGAAAUACUAAGUACGUACAGAAUGCCCCCCUACAGUAGCACAGCGGUAUGUCUGCGGGCUUACAUCGCAAAAAACCGGGUUUUGAUACCCGUGGUGGGCAGA
Molecule: messenger RNA, 2346 nt
Organism: Limulus polyphemus (Atlantic horseshoe crab)
Lineage: Eukaryota; Metazoa; Arthropoda; Merostomata; Xiphosura; Limulidae
Product: protein pangolin, isoforms A/H/I/S-like
Exons: 7
Coding region: 11-1351 (446 amino acids)
Biological process (GO): canonical Wnt signaling pathway; regulation of transcription by RNA polymerase II
Cellular component (GO): beta-catenin-TCF complex
Molecular function (GO): RNA polymerase II cis-regulatory region sequence-specific DNA binding; DNA-binding transcription factor activity, RNA polymerase II-specific
Source: RefSeq, a predicted model, not a curated record